AUGGCGCAGGGGUUCUCGGCAUGGCAGAGCCCAGCGCCCAGCGGCGAGGGCACGCGGGAGGAGCGGGAGGAGGAGGAGGAGGAGGAGGAGCCCCGCGCGUGCCCACCUCCCAUCUUCAUGGCGGUCGUCACCCUCACCCAGCUCAGACCCAGGGUAGAGGGGACAGGUGACCCUGGUUGUGAUGUCCUGGUGGCCAUGGAGGGCUCAGACCAAGGGCAGAAGGGACAGGUGACCCUGAUCAGCAGCAAGCGCUCGAGCAGCUUCAAGCGCGCCAUCGCCAACGGGCAGCGAGCCCUGCCCCGCGACGUGCUGCUGGACGAGACCGGCCUGGGCUUCUACAAGCGCUUCGUCCGCUACGUGGCCUACGAGAUCCUGCCCUGCGAGAUGGACCGGCGCUGGUACUUCUACCAGCACCGCACGUGCCCACCUCCCAUCUUCAUGGCUGUCGUCACCCUCACCCAGAUCAUUGUGUUCCUCUGCUACGGGGCCCGGCUGAACAAGUGGGUGCUGCAGACCUACCACCCCGAGUACAUGAAGAGCCCCUUGGUCUACCACCCCGGGCACCGGGCACGCGCCUGGCGCUUCCUCACCUACAUGUUCAUGCACGUGGGGCUGGAGCAGCUGGGGUUCAACGCCCUCCUGCAGCUGAUGAUCGGGGUGCCCCUGGAGAUGGUGCACGGCAUCCUGCGCAUCAGCUUCCUCUACCUGGCCGGUGUCCUG
Messenger RNA from Opisthocomus hoazin, 720 nucleotides. The record is from RefSeq and is a predicted model, not a curated record. Lineage: Eukaryota; Metazoa; Chordata; Aves; Opisthocomiformes; Opisthocomidae.